Pelobates cultripes (western spadefoot toad) is the source of this 576-nucleotide messenger RNA. NCBI's taxonomy places the organism in Eukaryota, Metazoa, Chordata, Amphibia, Anura, Pelobatidae. The record is from the annotation of a GenBank genome assembly.
AUGAUUGCUGUCACUGGUACAGCCCUGACUGGCCCGCUUUGUCUGUGUCCUCAUACCUCCCUACAGGGUAUAUACACCCGGAGAAAUUUUUGCUGGGUGAGCCCCAGUUAUAGACGUGCAUGAAUAAUAUGUUAUGAUUGAUACCGAAGUGUCCUUAUCACACCUGUCUCUGUUACUGGCCUAUUCUUCCCCUUAGGUUACGCUUGCUAUAGCUAUGGAUACAACAAACCAGGAACAAAACCUGCAAGCUCUCAGUCAAGAAAGCCCUGGCUCGGGUACUGCCCUCAGAGCGCAAAGAGAGACUCCAACCCGAACCUCUUCACCCAGCAGAGGAUUCAGACUCCUCUAGGGAUGAGCAAGCCAGACCUCACAAAUGGUACUGGAAAGGAGACGGCCCUGAACUCCUCAACCGUAAAGGGAAAGCACCCCAGAUGUACGGACGCAAAGGAGAAACUGUCCAUCAUACCUUAUAAGAAGAAGACUCCUUUCCUCUUCCUCCUUUAUCGGUCGUGGACGAAUGGCAAGCAGACCAUUCAGCCUCUGAUGACAAGCCCGACUGGCCAGAUGCUGCCUUAG